AUGAAUCUUCCUAUCGAUAUGACAACGAUGAGCACUCAAGAUCGUCUCGAGAAGAUGUCUCAAAUUCCGAAAAUUGAAGAGUUGCUCGAAGACGAGGAUGAUGAACAAAAACCGAGUGCAGAGAACAAAAUGAAGUUUAACAUCAAUGAGUUGUUAGAUGAAGAUCGAAAAUUAAACAAACAAAGCUCUCCAUCAGCAUCAUCUGAAGACAGUGUGAGUGAUGAACAGACUCAAUUCAACCUGAAUUUUGACCCCAAAAUGAUUCCAAUGGCUUUUCUUCAACUCCAACAACAGUUCAUGAAUAUUGGAAACGCACAAAAUCAGAUGAUGGCCAACAUGUUUCCCUUCAUGAACAUGCAAGCGACCGCCGCGCAGAUGAUGCAAUUCAAAAACUUCCCGAACGGAGACAUGAAUGGUCAAUCAGACAAUGGGGAGGAGAAGGAUGAAAAGUUGGAGGGACAGAAUGGAGAGACACGGGAUUCCACUGGAGGCAGCCCAUUGGAGUCAGAUGCAGAGGAUGAUGAUGACACGGGCCGUGGAAGUGACGAUGAGGCAAACUCUAGUGAUCCGAAUCAUGCGAGAAAAAAGAAAACCAGAACAGUCUUUAGCAGAAGCCAGGUGUCUCAGUUGGAGAUGAUGUUCGAUGUGAAACGAUAUUUGAGCAGCCAGGAACGGUCGAGUUUGGCACAAAAGUUGCAUUUGUCAGAGACCCAAGUCAAAAUUUGGUUCCAAAAUAGAAGAAACAAGUUUAAGAGACAAGCUCAGACAGACGACCCGGCCACUUGUCUCCAGAUGCAUCGAGCUAACGUUUUCUCGCUUCCUACUACUCACGGGAUUCCAUCACCAGUUCUUAACAUUCCUACUACAACUGCUGGAGUCGAUAUGCGAAACUUGGUGUCUUCGCCAAUGGAUGUCUCCGCUGCUGCCCGUUUUCUGUUCACAUUUGGCACCGUACAAGCACAUAAGAAUAUGAUGGCAGCUCCAGCCCAGAAUAUGUGA
Messenger RNA from Caenorhabditis briggsae, 999 nucleotides. RefSeq names its product Protein CBR-MLS-2 (gene Cbr-mls-2). The record is from RefSeq and is a predicted model, not a curated record. NCBI's taxonomy places the organism in Eukaryota, Metazoa, Nematoda, Chromadorea, Rhabditida, Rhabditidae. Gene Ontology annotation, cellular component: nucleus. Gene Ontology annotation, molecular function: DNA-binding transcription factor activity, RNA polymerase II-specific; RNA polymerase II transcription regulatory region sequence-specific DNA binding. The transcript is spliced from 5 exons. Gene Ontology annotation, biological process: regulation of transcription by RNA polymerase II. Bases 1 to 999 code for a protein of 332 amino acids.